AUGGAUAAACUGCAGUUGCAUGAUUUUAUUGGUAAGACUUUAUACAUCAAUAUCAACGAUACGAGAGUAAUCAGAGGAUCAUUAGUUGCAUUAGAUGCUCAAUUGAAUCUAUUAAUCAAUCAUGCUCAGGAACUUUGUAUCGGUGAUCGAAUAAAUGAAAAGGGUGAAAGUGUAGACAAUGCAAGACUUAUGGGUUUAGUCAGUGUUCCACAAGCAAGUAUUCUAUCGAUAAAAAUUGCUAAAAAUGAUAUGGAUAAUAUAAUAUCGUUUAAGAAGGAUCUUUUGAAAAGUGUAAUAUAA
Molecule: messenger RNA, 300 nt
Organism: Tetrapisispora phaffii CBS 4417
Lineage: Eukaryota; Fungi; Ascomycota; Saccharomycetes; Saccharomycetales; Saccharomycetaceae
Gene: MAK31
Product: Mak31p
Exons: 1
Coding region: 1-300 (99 amino acids)
Cellular component (GO): NatC complex
Source: RefSeq, a predicted model, not a curated record